This is a messenger RNA of Pygocentrus nattereri (red-bellied piranha), 3063 nucleotides long. Its product is annotated as platelet glycoprotein V. The coding region runs from base 133 to 2064 and encodes 643 amino acids. NCBI's taxonomy places the organism in Eukaryota, Metazoa, Chordata, Actinopteri, Characiformes, Serrasalmidae. The transcript has 2 exons. The record is from RefSeq and is a predicted model, not a curated record. Gene Ontology annotation, molecular function: protein binding.
UUCCAACAAGACAUUCUGUGGUGUGACAAGAGGUAGGCAAAACUUUGGUGAUUUAUUUACUUAAUGCUUAAGUAGUAUUACCUUUUCACUGUUUACAUCACAGAAGAGGAGAUUUCUGUAAAGUCUGAGAGCAUGUUGUUCAUUCUUCUUCUCUUCCAACUUGCAUCAAUACUCCCUCUCAGCCUCUUCUGCCCCAGUGAGUGCGUGUGUGUUUCAGAUGGGGCCGUCAAAUGCACAGGGGCCAUCACCGACAUACCGCCUGUGGAUGCCAGUCAUACCUUUCUUCUGAGACUCAAUGACACUUCCAUUAAAAUCCUGAAAGCUCAAAGCAUUCAGCAUCUCACUUUCAUACUGAGAUUUAGCAUCACCCACAGUUCUCUUCACACCAUCCAUGCAGAAGCCUUCUAUGGUGCUUCUCAGCUCCGGUCAAUCAUGCUGUCAUAUAAUGCCCUCUCGGUCCUUCCAGCCAGGGUGUUCAGCAGGUUAGGCAACUUGGAGCAGCUGCGUCUGGAAGGGAAUCAGCUGGCAUCUGUCAGUGCAGACAUAUUCCAAGGUCUGGUCAAUCUCACUGAACUGAACCUCAGUAAAAACCAAAUUGCCAAGCUGGAUGCUAAUGUCUUCCAGGGCAUGACAAGCUUGAAUGACUUGAACCUGAGUGGGAACCUACUGCGCAAGUUACCGCAGACAUUGUUCCACAAUCUGGUGCAACUCAAGUCACUGAUUCUGUAUUCCAACCAGUUGGAGACUCUGGAGAAUGGUUCCUUUGAUCAUCUGCCCAAACUAUUGUUGCUAAUGCUGAAUAAGAACCAAAUCCGAGAAAUCCCUCCACAGCUCUUUUGGCACCUACCCUCUCUACUGACCCUGACUUUGUCUAACAACCAACUCCAGUACCUUCCAGCUGAAAGCUUUUACUUUCUACCAAACAUUACCAAACUCACCCUGUACAACAACCCCCUAAUCUCUCUGUCAGAGCAGCUAAUGGGCCACAUGCCUAGACUCCAGGAGCUGUACCUGUAUAAUACCAAUCUUAACACUGUGCCUUGGAACCUCUUUGCUAACAUGACAGGCCUCAGGGCUCUCAAUUUUCACUAUAACGAAAAGCUCAGCUCUUUGCCAAGGGACCUUUUCUGCUGCCAAACCAAUCUUCAAAAGCUAUCUUUAAAAUAUAACAAUCUUCAGCAUCUACACCCAGACCAAUUUUCACAACUUGUCAGUCUGAAAAUCCUUCUGCUUAAUGAUAAUGUGCUUCAGUCCCUUUCGUCAAGGAUCUUUCAUAACCUCCCAAAUCUAGCCAAACUCGAGCUGAGUCAUAACCACCUAAGCUAUCUCCCUGGAGAUGUUUUCGAGGGCGCCGACUCGCUACAGUCUGUCACUCUCGGGCACAAUCGCUGGGACUGUGUAUGCAAUAUUAUGGACUUUGUAGAAUGGAUCAAGAAAAACCAAAGGGUAGUUACAGAUCUGGAUGACGUUAAAUGUGAUGAACCUUAUCGAUUACAAAACCAAAAGCUUGUCUCUUUAACCUAUGACCACCUUCGGUGUGGCAUCACGACGACCUCGGCCAGACAUGAAUUUGUGACGACUGCUUCAGUGAUCCAUUCGGAACCUCCACGUCUCCGACACCUUCCCUAUCCCUCCACCACCAGAAGCUCACAAGCUAGACAAGAUACAUCCAUUGUGUUUCCUUCAACUCCAUCUUCAGCCUCAAGCUUGUCAACCCACAGCUCUACUGAGACCCCAUCAUCCACUCCUUUAACCGAGGAACAAUUCUAUGUAGCAAUAGAUGCAUUCUAUGACACUGUGGUCUUUGAGAGUUGCCCUAAUAUUGUUCACAGUAAUCGUUACAAGGGCUGGGUGUACCUCUGGACAGUACCUGCAACUGGACUAUAUGGUGGACUCUUGCUGGCUCUGCAUAUUGUGCUCAUAGCCACUGGCAUUAUCCUGAUUGUUGCCAGUGCUUAUGCAUUGUAUCAUCUUAAUAAGGUGGUGUGGGAUUUAGGGACAGCUGUUACCAGAAAUCAGACAAUAAUAGCUAAAAGACUGCCAAGUUUCAAAGGCAAACGCUAGAAAAAGAAUAUGUUUCAUUUUGAGUCAUUUCCAAGAAUAAAGUCCAUUUUUCUGAUUAAAGCAUUUAUUGUUUUCUGUUGUAUUCAUAUAUUCCUGUGGGGUUUCAAGAUUUCCUAGUCAUAGGAAAGUUACCUAAUCAUUUUCCAUAGUAUGGUCCAUUUUAAAGCAUUUAUUAUUUUUGGUUUAUUAACUCUUUCAUAUAUUCAUAGAUUCUUGUGGGCCUUCAAGGUUUCCUAGUCCUAAAUAGUUGACAUUGAGGUGGAAAAAGAAUAUACUUCUGCACAUUUUCAUUUGUACAUUAACCCUUAUGUGGUGUUUGGGUCUGUGGGACUCAUUUUCAUGUUUUAAUGUUUACCAAAAGAAAAAAAGAUGUGAUUUAUUAUUAUUUCAACCCCAGGUUCCUCAGCCUUUGCUCGUUUUCUGUGAAGAACUUACAAAAUAACACAUAUUCGAUGUCGUCACUCUGUUCACCCCCACACAUUUAUAUUACGCAUGUGGUGUUGGGCUGAACCCAUAGGGAAUAAAAGUGUGAAGGUGCUGUGUCCUUCACCCUGUGCUCCUCCUACAUUACAGAACUGGUUAUUGCUGUAUUGAUUAAAAAUGUGGUAAUCAAAAAAUUGAUUAAUAAUGUGGUGGGUCAUCCAGACCCAUUGAGUAACAUAAGCAUCAAGACCACACAAGUGUUAAAAUGCAGAUGUGUGUUCCCAACAUGUCUUGCUUAUUUGCUUUCAUUUCUUUUGCUUAAAGCAUUGCAUUUGUUUAAUUUAUUCUUUCAUAUAUUCAUUUGUUCCAGUUUUAUUUUUCCAUGUAAUUUUCUUUCUUCACCAAAGGUUUUUGGACAGUGAUGAUAAGAUUAUCUUACAGCUAAUAUAAAAGAAAUUAAUAUUAGCAAUGAUUUAUGCUAUUUUAAAGAGAGAAUGUAGAAAAUAUAUUUGCAAUGUUGAUAUGUAUUCCCUUAUUCUCUCUGUAAUGGCAAAUAAAAUGCUUCUUUACAGUGAA